Messenger RNA from Cetraspora pellucida, 351 nucleotides. NCBI's taxonomy places the organism in Eukaryota, Fungi, Glomeromycota, Glomeromycetes, Diversisporales, Gigasporaceae. The record is from the annotation of a GenBank genome assembly.
AUGUUAUUUGCAUUUAAUUUAUUUAAAUACAAUAUUGCUAAAUCACUGUACUACUUAAAAACUCCUACUCAACCUAUCAUUGUUUACUAUUAUUGCCAAAAAUUCUGUACUCUCUUUACUUUUAAUAAUUUUAAUAUUCUAUCUAGACAAGCAAUCUUUUUUUCCUCUUUUCAAAAAUUUAUAUAUAUGGAUAUUGAUAUUACAUCUAAACAAGUUAGACAACUUAAAGAAAUUAUUUCUCAAUCACCAAUUUCAAAAACAACUACUGUUUCUCUAUUAACAUUUCUUUUAAGCUAUUCUAUAACUCAACAAGAAACUUCAUCUAGUUUGACACAAACUCCUAAAAUCUAA